UAGGUGAUUGAUAAAUUAGUUAUUAGUCUUAAGAACUCUUCCACAAGAAAACUUACUUCUUAUUUAAGGUCUCAUUCCUUAAGUUGUUGAUCUUCUGUACUUUUGUUGUUUGUAUUUUCAAAGUAUUUGGUGAAGAAAUGGUUCUAACUUGGAAAUCAAUGAUCCCAUGUUGUUACAAAGUAGAUGAUGAGUUUGUAAGAUCAAAGAAACAGGUCAAAAAACAAAGUUCAUUUCAGAGAUUGUCUCUUUUGGAUUUUGAUGAUCCAAGUUCACCACUAUCUGCUGAUGGACUUUCCAAUUCAUUCAUUGGAUCAAGCCUUAUCAACUUCACAUUUACUCAACUUAGAGAGGUUACACACCAUUUUUCAUCUGCUAAUUUUCUUGGUGAAGGAGGAUUUGGACCGGUUUACAAGGGAUUCGUCGACGACAAGCUUAGGCCGGGGUUAAAACCUCAGGUUGUGGCUGUUAAGGUGUUGGAUACAGAUGGUUUGCAAGGCCACAAGGAAUGGCUGACAGAGAUAAUAUUCCUGGGGCAACUGAGGCAUCCACAUCUGGUAAAAUUGAUUGGAUACUGCUGGGAAGAUGAUAAUAGACUCCUAGUCUAUGAAUUCUUGCCAAGAGGAAGCUUGGAAAAUCAACUCUUUGGAAAGUUUUCGAUCACAUUAUCGUGGUCAACAAGGAUGAAGAUAGCAUUAGGAGCAGCAAAAGGACUCGCGUUCCUCCAUGAAGGCGAAAAACCAGUCAUAUACAGAGAUUUUAAGGCAUCAAACAUCUUAAUAAAUUCAGAUUACACUGCUAAACUUUCUGAUUUCGGACUAGCAAAAGAUGGACCAGCAGGGGAUGAUACACAUGUAUCGACACGAAUAAUGGGUACACACGGCUACGCAGCCCCUGAAUACAUCAUGACAGGUCAUUUGACAACAAUGAGUGAUGUAUACAGUUUUGGAGUAGUUCUGUUGGAAAUGCUGACUGGUAAAAGAUCUUUGGAUAAAAAAAGACGAGAAGGAGAAACGAAUUUGGUUGAAUGGUUAAGGCCUUAUUUAAGAGAUCCUAAGAAAAUUGCCCGUGUGAUGGACCGACGACUUGAAGGUGAAUACCCGAUUAAAGGCGCACAAACUGCAGCAUUAGUAGCAUACAAAUGCUUGAGUCAUUAUCCUAAGCCUAGGCCUUCAAUGGAUGAUGUUGUCAAGAUUCUUGAGACACUUCAGGAGGAAAGCAACAACACUGACACUGCAAUUAGUGAUCCAAUGAUAACGAUGACAUCAAACAGUGAUUUCAGCAGUGGGAGUGAGAAAAAUGGCGAAAAAGAGGAUGCUGCAACACCGGAACGAAAUGGGAGAAACAGAAAGGAGAAGUACUUGAAUGGGAAAAAUCAAGGUUAUGGCUGGAGACAGAGAAUCAAUAGGCAGAGAAUGGUGGCGUCUUACUCGGAUACAGCUCUUUAUAGAAGACAUUGAGAUAUGGCAAAUAUAGCUACCUCAAACAUUGCAGUGAAGAAUCUAAGUAAUGGCACUUCACUUGGCAUCACUAGCUAUAGAACUUUUGCACUACAGCAAAAAUGAUAAAAAUUCAGAAAAUACUGUGUGUAUAAAGGUGGAUUCUUUUGAGAAACACAUGGUAGUAAAUAUUAAUGCGGUAAGCAGUAUAUAGAAUGUCUAAGCAGCAUACUGCUUAUAGGAUUGUAACUUUUCUCAUCUUUUGUGAACUCUUCAGUAGUUAGAUAUGAAAUGGAGACUAAACCCAUUCUAUUGUAAGGUCUGAAAUGGAUAUGCCAUUUCAUACAUGGAAUUGUGGUAUUUAGCAACCAAGAUUGUGAUCAAGCGAUCAAUGAAGCCGGUGAAAACUACGGGGAGAUCAGAUUUCAGAUUUCAGCCGAAGACAAAGUUAUCCAGAGUUCAGCCAAAAACAGAGUUAUCCGAUACAUGUGUUGAUGGGAUGUAACAUGCGAGCAGGUACCACUGUAAUAAUUGCGGUGCGUGCGAGUUGGCUCAAACACCACUGUUAUUAAAAAAAAAGUAUUGUGGGUAUUUAAUAAAAUGUGGAGAAGAUUUUCUUUGUUUAA
Messenger RNA from Nicotiana tabacum (common tobacco), 2062 nucleotides. Its product is annotated as EPD1-interacting receptor-like cytoplasmic serine/threonine-protein kinase 5D. Lineage: Eukaryota; Viridiplantae; Streptophyta; Magnoliopsida; Solanales; Solanaceae. The record is from RefSeq and is a predicted model, not a curated record. Gene Ontology annotation, biological process: protein phosphorylation. Gene Ontology annotation, molecular function: ATP binding; protein kinase activity.